Messenger RNA from Paramisgurnus dabryanus, 851 nucleotides. Its product is annotated as single-pass membrane and coiled-coil domain-containing protein 3-like. The record is from RefSeq and is a predicted model, not a curated record. NCBI's taxonomy places the organism in Eukaryota, Metazoa, Chordata, Actinopteri, Cypriniformes, Cobitidae.
UCUCUCCUAACGAGCUGAUGAUCUGAAUCAGGUGUGUUAAAUAAAGGAGACACACAACAUGUAAAAAACACUGAUCUAAACCACCAGCAGCACAAACUACACCAGAGAUCUUUAGUUCUUCAGAACAAACCCAGACUCUGACACAAAGCACAAUGAAUUUUGCUGAUUUCUUCUACACUGAAAAUCCUAAAAUGAGGGAGACGCUUAUCCGCAAAAGUCAAGAGAUUGCAGAACUGAUGAAGAACAACUUCAGAGCAACCAACCAACUCAUUGAUGUUCUGCAAAAACACUUAGGAUUGCGCUUCAAUAAAAUCACCCUGAAUGAGAGCGCUACUGUUAAGGCCAACUGCGAUGUAUUAAUUCAACGCAUCCGUGAGAUCCAGGAUCAGCUAGAGAAGAUUGACAAGGAGCUGAUGUAGAUGCUGGAACCUGACUUAUAUGAGAAACUGAAGAAAUUAAAUCUGUCUAUUCCUGAAUGUGCAAAAGUUUCAGGAGUUCUUCGUGGAAUUCAGUUUGGUGUUGCAUUCCGUGCAACCCCUUUUGUAGUCGGUUGGCUAUUUCAAAUGAUACCGACUCUGGCAAACAUAUCGGGCACAUGUGGACUCAUUGCAACAGGGUUAUUAGGCUGUGUUGUCUUUGGGGUGCUAUUCAUGGGGAUCGAUAUGAUCUUUCAGGGCAUUCUAGGCGGAAUUGAGCGUUGUCGGCAUAAGCAAGCUCUAAAAGAGUAUGAAGAUGCUUUAGAGGAUUUCAGGCCGGCUUCUGAAAAAUAUCAAGAUGGCAUAAUCGAAGUCAAGUUGACUAUUCAACUUCAGGAGAAACGGAACUUAUUUUCUUAAACAUCAGCAUCAUUG